Ceratosolen solmsi marchali is the source of this 4374-nucleotide messenger RNA. RefSeq names its product jouberin. The transcript is spliced from 9 exons. The record is from RefSeq and is a predicted model, not a curated record. NCBI's taxonomy places the organism in Eukaryota, Metazoa, Arthropoda, Insecta, Hymenoptera, Agaonidae. Gene Ontology annotation, cellular component: ciliary basal body. Gene Ontology annotation, biological process: motile cilium assembly. Gene Ontology annotation, molecular function: protein binding. Bases 1 to 4374 code for a protein of 1457 amino acids.
AUGGAUCGACAGCAAAAUCGAUCCAAGGAGUCGAGAUCGCGAGCCUCGAGGAAGGGAAUAUGGAGGAGGGCUGGUGCCGCGGCGGGCUCGGACGAGUCGUCAGCCACCGAUGAGAAAUCGGACGAAGAGUUGGAUAAUACGGGCUCUCGAAUACGGCUGUUCCGAGAAAAGAGAAAGGGCGCCAAGUCAUCGACGAAGAGUCGUCGUCACGAGGAGGCGGAAGUGUCGAGGGAACCGGCGAAAGCGUCCCAGCCGCCGAGGGAGUCGAGCAUCGCUCAGUCGAUUAAGAAACGUUUCGCCUUCUUCCGACGAUCGGAGAACGUUAAGUCGACGGAGGACGUCGAGGCGGUCAUAAUCGAUAAUGACGAAGCUGGUGAGCUGGUUAAUCGAGUGGUCGAUGUGGUCGUGGACGUGCAUCGGGAGAAUGGAGAGAGAAGGAAAGAGAUGGAGGAUAAGGGACGAAUCGGCGAUGGCUCGAGCGAUUCGUCCUCCAGUAGGAAGAGUCUCGUGUUAAAGUCAUUGGACCUGAUAGAGGAGUUUCACGAGGAGCGGAUCGCGGGUACGGAAUCAGCGAACAGUCGACUGUCGGGGGAGUCGGAGGCGGAGAGUGAAGUCGAUGUGCCAACGAAGGGGGAGAGCGAGGGGUCGCUCGAGGAGCCGACGAGCGACGUUCUGCCAAUGUCCGGGGCCGAGUCAACGCGUCGACGAAGACGCUGGGACAAGUCCGAGAUCGCUGCCGGUGAUCUCGUGGAGGACCUGAAGAAGCCGCGCAGGCGGCAAUGGGUCAUGGAUGCCACGGGUACGGAGUCGCGCAAAAAUGUCGGAGGCAGAAAAGAUCUCGUGUCCAAGCGAUCGACCACCGUCGUGACCACGACGCCAAGAUCAGCCAAUAAACCAUUGGGAAGAGUUUGGAUGCCCAAAGCAGCGCCCAGAUCAAAAAGCAAACGGAGAGAUCAUCGUCAAGCAUUCGACAACGAGGUUUUCUCAUACGAUCACGACGAGGUCCUGCGAAUCGAAACGAUUAACGACUCCAGUCCUAAAAUCAAAAUCGGCAACCUUAACCUAGAGCAGAUAGAGAACGAAGUGUCGACUUUGAGCAACGAUGAAGAUAACGCUGCGAGCGAUUCAAUGUCUAGAAUUGAGAAAGUACAGGAGCAUCAGCCGCUGACUGCCGACGAAGAUGACGAAAUGUCCGACACGACGAGAGACGACGAAUCGUCGAUGGGAAGUAGCGAGUCGCUGGAUUUCGUUGGGAGAAAAAGUACGGCGAGAAGACGCCCCCCGAGUGGCCAACAAAAAUUGUCGGCUAACGAAAGAUCCGUGGACAGAGAGGAGCCGGAGGAUAUUGACGAGGCGGAAGAUGAGCAGGAGACGAUAUUGAACGUCAUCGAGAAGAAAUCUGUACGAUCGUCUAGCUCGAGUAAAAUUGAAAUAAUCCCGCGCAAUUUUUUUGGGCGAAAAUCGAGUGAGGAAACGACGAUAACGACGUACGAGGACACGAGCACUUCCCGGCGGGGAUCGCGGCACUCGCGAUCGAGGGGGCAGCAAGUAAAGCCAGCGGGACAGAAAAGGAGCGGCAACGCGAUUGAGAGCAGCUCGCGGCUGAAAUCCAAGACAACGAGCUCGUCGACACGGAACUCGACCGAGGAGUACUCGAGUAAUAGAAGGAAGGCUAAGCCGAAAGCGAGGAAGCGGCACAAAAGAAAGGAUAAUCGACAAGAACCAGAAGGGGACAGAGACGAGGAUAUUAAAUACACGUCAAUAUGGAUUCAUCGCUCGGAUAUGCUCGAGGCCGAUUACGUCACGAGGCAUCCAAUGGUAAAGGUGCACAUAGUCAGUCAAGAAACCGGCGAGUAUCUAAAGUCGCGCAACAAGGAGAAAAAUGCCAUCGACUUCUUACAGCCGAUUAUAACGGGAAAAUUCGACUUCAAGGAGAAGCGAUCGAUGCUGCCGAUUUGGGAUGAGGAGCUGAUAUUCGAACAAGAUUUUCAAGAUCUGCUUAGGGAGGGCAGAAGUGCCGCUCUCGUAUUGUUCGAGAUCGUCGAUCUUCUCAAUUACUCCGAAGCGAGUGUGUGCUACGAUCAAUUUGGCAGAGAUGCUUGCUGGUAUAAAGUGGCAUGGGCUUUCUUGAGGCCAGUGGGAAUCAGUGGCGUUCAUCAUGUUGAUAAGAGGCUUCGAUUACAGUUGUACAGGCCGAAAAAGAAUUUUAGAAAAACCGCCGGGAAUCAAUGCGAGGUGUACAGAUGGUGGAAGUCCAAUAGCAGAAACAAGUAUCCGAGUAGCCUGUACGUGAGCUUGAGCGGGGUGGAGCCACCGAAGCUCGAGCCCGUGUUCUACGAGCAGCCGUUGCACCUAGAGGACGUCGGUGGGUCCCGUGAGGGAUCGCGAGUCCCGGAGGAGACGGAGCCGCCGCCGCCCAAAUGGUCGCGCCCGGCCACGCAGACCUGUCAGAUCCCCAACGAGAGCUUCGUCGAGUUCGAGGCCAGCGAGAACGGCUGCUUUCACCUGGCCUUCAGCAACGACGGCAAGUACCUGGCUUGCGUGCUCUCCGAGGAACACGAUUAUCCGAUCCUGGUGUACAAGGUUCACGAUGGGAGUAUUCACGUGCGAUUUCCCGGCCAUAAGAGCUUCAUCUAUUCCUUAGGAUGGGCGCGAGACGAUCGUUUUCUAUUGUCAGUGUCUUCCGACCGGACCGCGCGUUUCUGGAACGUACGGGAUAGAAUUAUCGAGCAUAUCCAGUCCCUGCCACAUCCGUCUUACGUCUACUGCGGCAAAUUCUCAAUGGAGGUCACCGACUACAUCGUCACCGGCUGUUACGACAAGGUGGCUCGCGUUUGGGCACUCUUGCCGUCCGGCGAUAACGAGGGCUACGAACUUGUCCAGGAGCUCGAGAUUCACGAGAGCUUCGUCAACAGCGUCUGCCUCCAAACCGAGAACGACACGUUCUUUACGGGCGACGGCCUCGGUGUGAUUGUCGCCUGGUUUGCCAAGAGAAGCCGCAAGUCGCCCAUUAGAAAGGAGUGGCAAAUUAUGCGCAAAAUAAAAAUUCGGGAAUUAGAGGGCGUGCCAAUCAACACGAUUAUUUUGCAUCCAUUGGGAUCUCGGCUGCUGGUGCAUUCGCGAAAUAACGGACUGAGAUUGAUGGAUUUACGUAGUGGCACGGUACUUAGGAAAUUCGAUGGCCUGACGAAUCAAAGAAUCCAAAUAACGGCCUGUAUCUCACCCUGUGGCAGUCUGCUGUUUUGCGGGAGCGAGGAUGCGACCUUGAGCGUGUGGAGCUUGCAGAGCGGCAAACUUUUGGCGAUUUACGAGAUGGGGAUUGAGGGAAAAGCCGUGACCUGCGUCGAUUACCAUCCCAACGAUCAUCUACUGGCAUUGGCAGUCUGGGGUGCGCCGGUGCCUGUAAAGAUUAUGAAAUUCGAUCGCGAAGCCGAGGGUAAAAGCGUAGGAUUGAAGCUCACGGCUACGACGGACGACACAGUGCCCGCGAGCUUCGAUUCGAAAUUAAGCAGCGAGCCGACGUCUCUUAAGAACGGAGGGGGAAAUUUAGAGCUAAUGCCAACGAGAAGUCGGAGCUCGUCCAUUAAGAGCGGCUUAUUAAGGGGACAGGAGGUUAACGAUGAUGUUAGAGUGCGUCUGACUAGGGCUCAAAUAAGGGCAAACGAGUCGAAUCUCAAGGCGAAGAGCUUGACAAGGCUGAAUGGGAUAAUCGAGAAGAUCGACCGUAUUCUUAUGUACGCUACGACACAAAAUUCACCGGAUGUAGAUGUGGAGUCAGCACGCGACUCGUCCAUAUUUACGGUCACGGGGGUGAGGGAGGCGCGUGAUAAAGCAAUGGAAACCAUUGAGCUGGAAGAAUUGAGGAGCCAAAAUGAAAAGAGCAGGAGCGAACCACGAGCCUGGAGAAAGCAUCGGCAUAGAUCGCGAAGCGCGAGGAACUCCACGUCGGCAUUGCAUAAAGAGAUCGAAGUCACUAAAGCGCUUUCGGACAGUGCCGCUUUCAAUCGUAAAGUUUCGAGAUUCAGCGACGAAUCGUCAAAUUCAAAUCGGUCCGCGCACCAUAAGAAGAAGCUCGUAGUGGAGAGAUUGGAGUUGGACAGGAUUGACGGCGUCGAGUCGACGGAUGAGUCGGGAUUUAAGGAUUCAUUGGGCACGAUUGUGGAUGGGAAGGAGGAGUUUCCUAGCGAGGAGAUUUUGGAUAUAGAAUCGCUGAGAAGUGAUGACACUUAUGUGGUCGAUAAAGUGAAGAAUAACUCGGCCGAGAGCGCCGAUCGACAUGAUCUUUCGGACGAGAGCAAUGCGACGUUUAUUAUAGAAAGUGACAUUCCAAUUGCAAAACCUCGUAAGAAGUUCGGUAAAGUCGUGGUGAUGUAA